ACACCCACACUGAACACACCACACAUGACACUAGGAGUCACUACUUCCAAUAUCUACUCCACAGGGAGCACAAUGACAACCACCACAACCCCUACACCCCUUACAUCCAGUACCCCGGAGACCAUCACCACCACAACCCAGUCCUCUGUUGGUACAGACACGCGUACCACAGCACUGACACCCACCCCCACCACACCCAGGCCUUCAACAGGUCCACUGACCACUACGAUCAAUCUCACUUCCACACCCAUUGUUUCCAGUAUGUCGGCAACCACCGCAAAUACCAUCCCUUCUUCCCUCACUGCGCAAACUACAGGCACAACAACCAGUGCCAUCACCACCACGGCUACGACACUUACAAUGACACCCACGCUCACCACUUCCCACAGCACUCCAACUCCCUCUGUCCAGACAAGCAUCCCCGUUACCUCUUCAGGCCCCUCUUCCACAUCCACAAGCAGUCCCAGCACCACUGGCACAGAGAGGACCACUUCGUCUGUGAUGAGCACACAAACCCUGCACUCAACCACUGAAUCACACUUGGCAUCCACUCCCACCUCUAUAGACAUGACAUCCACCACCAUGGGACCACCCUCCUCUACUGCAGCCACCACAGGAGGAGUGGAGACCGCUGUCACACCCACUAACACCACAUCCACCUGGAAAACCACACUUGCUCCGACCCUUGAUGUGUCUACAGAGUCUGUCAUGACAGAGAUUUCUCCUACUCUCACGACCACAACAUCAGUCGCUCUCACAACUACCCACGCUUCUCCAGUGACCGCUACCCCUUUAACAUCACACACGCAUCCAUCUUCUGCCCCUGCCCCAACCACAGAAUCACCGUCCACACUGACUACUACCACUACCACUCUGACCACCCUGACUACCUCACCCCACACCUCUCACGCCUCAUCCACCCCUACAGUUCCCACUGGCACCUUCAGCACAGACACCACUGAUAUCACCACCCCAGCACACCCCUCAACACUUGCCACCUCAACCGCACUCACUUCGCUCAGUCCCCCUAAUACAGACACAGUCACCACUGCUACCACAUCCUUGGUAACAACACCCACACCGAACACACCACACAUGACACUAGGAGUCACUACUUCCAAUAUCUACUCCACAGGGAGCACAAUGACAACCACCACAACCCCUACACCCCUUACAUCCAGUACCCCGGAGACCAUCACCACCACAACCCAGUCCUCUGUUGGUACAGACACGCGUACCACAGCACUGACACCCACCCCCACCACACCCAGGCCUUCAACAGGUCCACUGACCACUACGAUCAAUCUCACUUCCACACCCAUUGUUUCCAGUAUGUCGGCAACCACCGCAAAUACCAUCCCUUCUUCCCCCACUGCGCAAACUACAGGCACAACAUCCAGUGCCAUCACCACCACGGCUACGACACUUACAAUGACACCCACGCUCACCACUUCCCACAGCACUCCAACUCCCUCUGUCCAGACAAGCAUCCCCGUUACCUCUUCAGGCCCCUCUUCCACAUCCACAAGCAGUCCCAGCACCACUGGCACAGAGAGGACCACUUCGUCUGUGAUGAGCACACAAACCCUCCACUCAACCACUGAAUCACACCUGGUGCCCAUUCCCACCACUAUAUACACGACAUCCACCACCAUGGGACCACCCUCCACUACGGCAGCCACCACAGGAGGAGUGGAGACGACCGACCACAUCAGUCGCUCUCACAACUACCCACACUUCUCCAGUGACCGCUACCCCUUUAACAUCACACACGCAUCCAUCUUCUGCCCCUGCCCCAACCACAGAAUCACCGUCCACACUGACUACUACCACUACCACUCUGACCACCCUGACUACCUCACCCCACACCUCUCACGCCUCAUCCACCCCUACAGUUCCCACUGGCACCUUCAACACGGUCACCACUGCUACCACAUCCUUGGUAACAACACCCACGCCAACCACAGCACAGAUGACACCAGUGGUCACUACUUCCAAAAUCUACUCUACACAGAGCAGAACCACAACUACCACAAAUGCAACACUCGCUACAUCUGGUACCCUGGGAACAACCACCAACAGAGCCUUGUCCUCUGCACCUGUGACAAUGGUGGCACUUGGAUGCAGGGCCGCUGCCUCUGCCCCUCGGGGUUCUCUGGGUACCGCUGUGAGCUCCAGGAGAUCAGAUGCCAGAAUGAGGGUACCUGGGAUGGCCUCAAGUGUCACUGCCCCAGUGCCUUCUAUGGCUCCCGUUGUGAGUUUGCUGUAGAACAGGUGGAUUUGGGUUCUGGAGCCUUCCGCAUUCCUAGUCUCCAGGUCCCCUCUCCAUCUUCAAACCAGCAGCAUUGCAUCUCUGUGCCUUUCUUCCACAGUCACAUCUUCCUCUGA
Molecule: messenger RNA, 2388 nt
Organism: Manis pentadactyla (Chinese pangolin)
Lineage: Eukaryota; Metazoa; Chordata; Mammalia; Pholidota; Manidae
Product: mucin-3A-like
Exons: 5
Coding region: 25-2388 (787 amino acids)
Source: RefSeq, a predicted model, not a curated record